AGCCUUUACACUUAGUAGUAGAUCUAAGUACGUGUAGAUGGCGUUCACUUGACACGAGUAGGGGCACAUGGUAGAGUGCGCGAGUGUGCGAGCCGGUGUCUGGGCAAGGGUCCUUGUGUCCUCGUGUGGUCUUAGUUUCAAGAUCUGUAAUGAGACUAAUUUUUCGAAUAUUCUGAAUCGUUUAGAAGAUUGUAGUUCGUGCCUAAUCGUAAUGCAUUCGUUGUUGUAUAGGAAAGACAAUGCUCAUGAAGACAGUAUUUGGAGUUGUGCUUGGGGAAGGCUGAAGAAGAAGAAGGAUGAAAAUGGUGAUGCAGAUGGUGAGGCAUCUAGGGAUUCCAUUGCAUCUGAAGAAACAGUUGAUUACAUUGUUACUGGUUCUGUGGAUGAUCUCGUGAAAGUAUGGUUAUUUAAAGAUGAUAGGGUUGAACUUAAACACAAAUUGGAAGGUCACUCGUUGGGAGUGGUUUCUGUUGCCAUAAAUUCUGAUGGAACAACAUGUGCAUCCAGUUCAUUAGAUUCCAGCCUUCGCCUCUGGGAUAUAGAAUCAGGACGGAAAGUGGGAAGUAUUGAUGUUGGUCCAGUGGAUAUAUGGACUGUUGCAUUCUCUCCCGAUGACAAAUUUAUCAUAUCUGGAAGUCAUUCUGGAAAAAUUAAUCUUUAUGGUGUGGAAUCAGGAAAACAGGAACAAACUCUUGAUCCUAGAGGAAAAUUUACACUUAGUAUAGCAUAUAGUCCAGAUGGUAAAUAUAUUGCCAGUGGAGCUAUAGACGGCAUUAUCAAUGUGUUUGAUGUUGCAACUGGGAAGUUGGUACAUGCAUUAGAAGGUCAUGCUAUGCCUAUUCGUUCUUUGUGCUUCUCCCCGGAUUCUCAAUUGCUGUUGACAGCCUCUGAUGAUGGUCAUAUGAAGUUAUAUGAAGUGCAGCAUGCAAAUGCUGUUGGUACUUUGUCUGGACAUGCAUCAUGGGUUUUAAGUGUUGCAUUUUCUCCUGAUAAUAAACACUUUGUUUCAAGCAGUUCAGACCAUACAGUUAGAGUGUGGGAACUGAGUAGUAAACAGUGCCUUCACACUUUUACAGAGCACACUGACCAAGUUUGGGGUGUGAAGUACAAUCCAGAUGGCAACAAAGUGGUAUCUGUCUCAGAAGAUAGAGCAAUUAAUAUAUAUGAUUGUCCUGUGUAAAUUUGGGCUGUUUUCCAUCAACUAUGAACUUGAGAAUAUUUUUGUGCUCUAUUUGAGUUUGGUCUGAUGUGUUGCAUAUGCUUUUUUUUUCCAUAUAUAUUGUGAUGACAAGGAGUAAAUCUUAUUCAAGGAUCUUUUCAAUUUGCAGCACAUUUUGAGAUCUUAUCAGCUACAGAUAAGACAGAUCAUUCAUAACAUCAUAAUAUAAUAAAAAUGUCAAGAUUGUCCUUUCAUUUGCUGGAUAUUUGUAUUAUUUAAUAUUUGUAUGUGUUAGUUUGAUGAGAAAUACAUUAUAUCUGCUGCUGUCAAUGUACAUCUUUCUGUCUUGAAUGUGUAUUUUACUCUAAUUGUUUAUAGAACAUCAAUAUGUGUAUUUAUUUAUUUAUUUUUUUGUUUUUAAUAUAUGCUUUUAAUGAUGAAGUAACAACCCUGUCACAAUGUGACAAAUUAUGUGAAAGGGAUUGCUCCCCAAAGAACUUCUUAGAAAGUGUAUUUCUAGUUCAUAAGCAAAAUCUUGUCUCUUUCUAAUAUGCUAAUUGUUGACUUCCAGUAGACUUAAAAAUGGAAUUGUUUAAAAUUUAAUAUCUAUUUUAUUUAUUGGUCUUGAUGUCAUGUAGAAUUCCCCAUGUACAUAUUUUGUUCCUUCUAGAGAUCAAAUUUUCAUGUAAUAUGCUACAACAGCGCAUAUUUUAACUGCUCACAUAAUUUCCAGCUCAUCAUUCAGGCAAGAAAGGAUAAUUCCACAUAUAACUUGAUCAUCCAGAAAUAGAGACUUAUAUAUUUCGCCAGAUGUAUAUCACUCUGACUCUGUGAAGCCCAAAUACUUAAAAUUAUCACAUAAUUGUAUUUUAUCAUUUCUAAUCUACAGAUCAUUUUC
Messenger RNA from Gryllus bimaculatus (two-spotted cricket), 2057 nucleotides. NCBI's taxonomy places the organism in Eukaryota, Metazoa, Arthropoda, Insecta, Orthoptera, Gryllidae. The record is from the annotation of a GenBank genome assembly.